Messenger RNA from Xiphophorus hellerii (green swordtail), 2169 nucleotides. It is a transcript of the gene sugct, whose product is annotated as succinyl-CoA:glutarate-CoA transferase. Gene Ontology annotation, molecular function: succinate-hydroxymethylglutarate CoA-transferase activity. The coding region runs from base 355 to 1494 and encodes 379 amino acids. Lineage: Eukaryota; Metazoa; Chordata; Actinopteri; Cyprinodontiformes; Poeciliidae. The record is from RefSeq and is a predicted model, not a curated record. The transcript is spliced from 14 exons. Gene Ontology annotation, cellular component: mitochondrion.
UGGUAACAUCUCUGGUCGGGAGCUGCUGCUAGCAGGCUAAUGGUAGCAUCUCUGGUCGGGGGUCAGUCAGCUCAUCGAAAUUUGGAUCGGAACCUGCAGGAAUCCGGACAGGAUGAGGACCAGAACACGUUUAUGACUUUAUUAAAUAAAGGCGUCCCUUUAAACUGCUGCUGGUUAAAGAUUGUGGCCUAUUCAAAGUUAGCUUUAAUGCGACUGAAACAAUACGUCAGCCCGGUCCGCCAUGUUGUGAGAGGCAAGUUCUCCUGCUGUUAAGAGGAUUAUGGAGCUGUUCGGCCACUAGAGGGCGUCAGAGUGCUGGAUCUGACCAGGGUUCUGGCCGGUCCGUUUGCCACCAUGAUCCUGGGAGACCUGGGAGCUGAGGUGAUCAAGGUGGAGAGGCCAGGUGGAGGAGACGACACCAGAACCUGGGGCCCGCCGUUUGUUGCCUCAGAGAGCGUCUACUUCCUGAGCGUCAACCGGAACAAGAAGAGCAUCGCAGUGGACCUGAAGCACCGGAGAGGAGCAGAGGUCAUCCAGCAGCUUGCAGGUGUGUGUGACGUCCUGAUGGAGAACUUCCUGCCAGAGAAUCUUCCUCAGUUGGGUUUAGGAUACGCUGAGCUCAGCAGAAUCAACCCGCGCCUCGUCUACUGCUCCGUAUCAGGUUACGGCCAGACGGGCCCUCAGGCCCGGAGUCCAGGCUACGACUCCAUCGCCUCGGCCGUGUCGGGGAUGAUGCACAUCACCGGGCCGGAGGACGGGGAGCCGGUGCGUCCCGGCGUCGCCAUGACGGACCUGGCCACGGGGCUGUACGCGCACGGAGCCGUCAUGGCCGCCCUGCUGCACAGACAGAAGACAGGAAGAGGAAGUCACAUCGACUGCAACCUGCUGUCUGCUCAGGUGUCCUGCCUCAGCCACAUCGCUGCCAACUACCUGAACGCAGGGAAGGAGGCCAAGCGCUGGGGGACGGCCCACGAGAGCAUCGUACCGUACCAGGGCUUCAGAACCAGAGACGGACACCUGGUUCUGGCUGCAGCCAACGACAGGCAGUUUGUCACGGUGUGCCAGGUUCUGGAGCUGCAGGAUCUCGCUGCCGACCCAAACUACAGAACCAACCAGCUGAGGGUCCAGAACCGGAAGCAGCUGCUGCAGAUUCUGUCCCAGAGGUUCCUGCAGCAGAACUCUGCUGAUUGGCUGAGGAGGUUCCAGGGCUCAGGUGUUCCGGUCGGACCAAUCAACAGCAUCCAGGAAGUGUUCUCAGAGCCGCAGGUGAAACACAACGGACUGAUCCAGGAGAUGGAGCAUCCGACAGCGGGACGCAUCGCUGUGCCGGGUCCAGCUGUGCGGUUCAGCAGCUUCCCCCUGAGCGGGCCGACGCCGCCUCCUCUGAUUGGUCAGCACACGGUCCAGGUGCUAAGGGACACCUUGUCCUACAGUGAUGAUGUCAUCAAAGAGCUGCUGGAGUCCAGGGCAGUGGCUCAGAAUGAAGUGUCCUGAUUGGCUGAAGAAAGAGAAGCUGCCAAUCAGAGUUUUAGAACCAGAAUGAUGUAAUCAUGAUGUCAUAGACUGUUUAAAGUGUAACCAACCCUGCUAGAUCUGAGCCCCGCCCCAAACAAGUGUUAAGAAGUCAGCAAAGUGGGCGGAGCCGAUAUGCACUGAGGGGCGUGGCCAGGCGUGUUAAUGGGGGGGAGAGGAAGCUCUGCUAACUAAUGAACUUUUUCACUACAUUUAUAUACAAUCCUGUUAUUGGACUUUAAUGGCGCCAGCGUUCUGCAGCUGCAGCUGUUCCUCAUCAUGAGGAAGCAACCAGAGCAGCGCUAAGCCCCGCCCACAACUCAUUCAGUCACACUAAGCCCCGCCCACAACUCGUUGAGUUACACUUAGGGUUCUACCUGAGGGGGGCAGCACUGAGACAGUUUAGGUAAAAUGAACAAAUUUACAGAAAAAUGUCAGAAUCCAACAGAAACAUAAAGAUAAAACCCAAAAUAACUUUGACAGGUUUAUUUUAUUGGUUAGUUGCACUUUAAUGAAUCUGCUCUGUUGGAUCUGCUCCUUUACGCUCCUUUAAAAUGCUUUAAAACGUUGUGGAAGGAAAACCUCAGAAACUGACACUCCAUGACUGUAAACCUGCUGCUGAAUAAAUUAUUUUUAUAAAGCAUGAAAAUAAAUCAA